Peromyscus maniculatus bairdii (prairie deer mouse) is the source of this 965-nucleotide messenger RNA. RefSeq names its product kallikrein related peptidase 4 (gene Klk4). Gene Ontology annotation, cellular component: secretory granule. Gene Ontology annotation, molecular function: serine-type endopeptidase activity. Lineage: Eukaryota; Metazoa; Chordata; Mammalia; Rodentia; Cricetidae. The record is from RefSeq and is a predicted model, not a curated record. Gene Ontology annotation, biological process: amelogenesis; proteolysis; extracellular matrix disassembly.
AUGAUGGUCACUGCGAGAACCCCCUGGGGCUGGUUCCUAGGGCAUCUCUUCCUCGGGGUCACAGGAUCCUUAGCCUCAAGUGCCAGCGGCCGGAUCAUACAAGGCCAGGACUGCCGUCCACACUCGCAGCCCUGGCAGGCGGCACUGUUCUCAGAAGACAAUGUUUUUUUCUGCUCGGGCGUCCUGGUGCAUCCGCGGUGGGUGCUGUCAGCCGCGCACUGCUUACAGGAUUCCUACACCGUGGGACUGGGCCUGCACAGCUUGGAAGGCUCCCAAGAGCCUGGCAGCCGGAUGUUAGAGGCCCACCUCUCCAUCCAGCACCCGAACUACAAUGACCCUCCUUACGCCAACGAUCUCAUGCUCAUCAAGCUCAACGAAUCAGUGAUGGAGUCUAGCACCAUCAGACGCAUCCCUGUGGCUUCCCAGUGCCCCACCCCUGGGGAUACCUGCCUAGUCUCCGGCUGGGGUCGACUAAGGAACGGGAGACUGCCCAGCCUGCUGCAGUGUGUGAACCUCUCGGUGGUGUCGGAGGAGACUUGCCAGCUGCUGUAUGACCCUGUGUAUCACCUAAGCAUGUUCUGCGCUGGAGGAGGACCUGACCGAAAGGACACGUGCAAUGGGGACUCUGGGGGUCCCAUAGUGUGCAACAGAUCCCUGCAAGGGCUCGUGUCUAUGGGACAAGGAGAGUGUGGGCAGCCUGGCAUGCCAAGUGUCUACACCAAUCUCUGCAAGUUCACCACCUGGAUCCAGACCAUCAUUCAGACCGGCUAGCUGUGGACUGACCACCUCGCCCACAUGAAGCCUGCUGAGGGAACCAGAGACUCAGAUUUGCUUCCAGCCCUCUUCCCUCAGACCCACCCAUAAGUUCAGGCCACAACCUCCCUCCUCAGACUCAGGAGUUCAGGCCAUAACCUCCUCCCUCAGACACAGGGAUCCAGGCCACAACCUCCUCCCUCAGACACAGG